GCUAUACUAAUAUAUUAUAUAUAUAGUGGAUGCUAGGAUGCCAGAGCACGCCUUCGCUUUCGGCUGCUUUCGGCCACUUUCUAAUAUUUUAUGUAAUGUAACAUAAUGAUGUUGUAAACAAUAGCUCCUAUAAAUGGAGUCUCCUCUUACACUGUCAGAUACAAUAUAUACAAGAGAUUUCUUACACUCUCUUAUUUCUUUCAUAUGUCAACCUGCCUUUCGUUUCUUUAUGCAAAUUUGGCCUAUUUGGGGCCCCAUAUGUGAUAGACAAAGUCAAGUAUUCAGAAAUUGGAAUAGAAAAAUUACCCAGAAUGUGAAAAAAGAGUUGGGAUUUAAAGAGUGACUUGUGGGUUUAUGUAUAGAUUAAAUUUAAAUUAUAUAUUGAUAUUUUUGGACAAAAAUUUUGCCUCUCUAUGUAGUAUUGUUGUAUGUUGUAUAUAUAUUUGGAAAUGCUAUAAAUCUUAAAUAUUGUCUUAGAAUGUAGUGGAGAUUGAAUUGAUAAGUACCGAAUAUAUGAGUCAUAGAUUGAUAUUUUGAAUAAAAUUUUGGAUAAAUUUUAUAGUUAUGUGUAGUGCUGAUGUGUGUAAAAGUCGUGCUUUCCAUCUGUUCCACGUUUUAACAACGUCGCAAAUUUUCUACUCUAUAUAGACUUCUUGAGAGAGUUUGAAUUAGUCAAUGGGUCAAAGUCUUUACAGUUCUUGUGGGUAUAUCAGGAAAGUGACUAAGAAACUCCUUCUAUGGGGUUGUCUUUGGCCCAACCUUCCAUUUCAAUGAACAAAUCGUAGCAGCACUUGGCUCCGUUCUUUAAGUCUGCUCCUGUGCAAGUCUUCUAUCAACAAUUUUCCAAGUCAACUGGCGUGUUUACCAGAUAAACAAUCUAUGGUGGUUGACAAUCACUAAAAAUAUCUCUGUAUUUUAAGUAAGAGCAUUUCUGUCCUCUAUGCUAUGGUGGUUUGUUUUUCGUUUGCUGAAUUGGGUAUUUCGAAUGGGUUUUCCUUCCAUUUUUUCUUUCUUUGUUGUCUCCCAUUUAGUGAUUGUUCACUCUACUUGGCAAGACGACAAGCACGGGUACCAACAUGGUUGUCCACAGUCCUUCAACUGUGGAAAACUUGGGCCUAUCAAAUUCCCUUUCUCCAACGACACAUAUCGCGGAUGUGGGUUGUGUACUGUCAAUUGUAGCGAACCAGUACCAAUAAUCUAUUUGGGGAAGGACAAACCGUAUGAAGUUAAGAAAUUCUUGAAUGAUGAAGCUGUAAAUGUUAGUGACAAAUCGCUACGAGACCUCAUAAGCUCCAAAAGUUGCGACAUUUUCAAUAACUUUACUCUUUUUAGUAGACCUUCUAUUUCCUAUACAAUCUCUUCCAACCUCACCUUGUUCAAAUGCCGUACAAACAGCAGCAGUAAACCUCAACUGCAGACACAACUUUACAGUUUCAGCAACUGCUCAGGCUACACUGUCUACUAUACAGAUCCUAAUCAAAAUACUCCAACUCCUGCCAACCUUUCAUCUGGCUGUGUAGUUAUUCAACUUCCAAUGCUACCAUCAAUCCGGAAUCGAAAUGUCAGUGAUCUAUUUUCACUAUUGGCUAGUGAAUUCACCAUCGGGUUGCAUGUGUCAAAGGAAUGUUACGAGUGUCACCAUAAUGGAGGCCAAUGUCAUGGCCACGAAGAGUUCCAUUGCAUAAAGGAUGAAGGUAUUGGCAUUUCUGCAUUUGCAUGCUGUUAUUUCUGUAUUAAUCCACCACACAAAUUGAAUCCAAAAUCUUCAGUCUCUCUAGCAGUCCAGUUCAUAUUACGUUGUGAUUGCAGGAAGAAGUCACUUGAAAGUGGUUCUAGCAACAGUCAUACCUGGAGUUAUCCUUCUGCUUGGCUUGCUUGCUAUCCGGUAUCGCAAGAAAUUGAAUUAUGUCUCUUCAGUCGUCCUUUCAAUCAACACGUCUCCCGAUCCCUCCUCUAAACCAGACCUUGAAGGAGGUAGUGUCUACUUUGGGGUCCCUGUCUUCUCCUACACUGAAUUAGAAGAAGCUACUAAUAACUUUGAUCCCUCUAAGGAAUUGGGAGAUGGAGGUUUUGGCACUGUAUACUAUGGUAA
Messenger RNA from Camellia sinensis, 2092 nucleotides. The record is from RefSeq and is a predicted model, not a curated record. NCBI's taxonomy places the organism in Eukaryota, Viridiplantae, Streptophyta, Magnoliopsida, Ericales, Theaceae.